Messenger RNA from Salvia hispanica, 964 nucleotides. RefSeq names its product reticulon-like protein B2. Gene Ontology annotation, biological process: response to bacterium. NCBI's taxonomy places the organism in Eukaryota, Viridiplantae, Streptophyta, Magnoliopsida, Lamiales, Lamiaceae. The record is from RefSeq and is a predicted model, not a curated record.
UCUCGUGAAAAGUCUGAAAAUUAAAAACCAUACUAACGCAAGGCGGCGACUGAGAUCGGAAUUUGGAAUCCAUGGCCGAUCACGCCGCCGAGCAUGAGAAGCACGAGUCCGAAUCUCUGAUCGAAAAGAUCACGGAGAAAUUGCACGGCUCUGAUUCGGACGGCGACGACGGCAUUAAAUCGGCCGCCUCCGCCGUCAAGUCCAAGAUCUACCGCCUGUUCGGCCGCGAAAAGUCCAUUCACAAAGUUCUAGGCGGUGGAAAACAUGCUGAUAUUUUGCUAUGGAGGAACAAGAAAGUAUCAGCUGGCGUGCUUGGUGUUGCGACACUGAUUUGGGUGCUUUUUGAAUUGCUCGAAUACCAUUUGUUAGCGCUAGUGUGCCAUAUCCUGAUCUUUGGUCUAGCAAUCGUUUUUCUGUGGUCAAAUGCAUCCUCUUUUAUCAACAGAUCUCGUCCUAGGAUCCCCGAAGUUGUUAUCCCCGAGGAUAUUGUUCGUGAUGUAGCUUCUGCCUUGUGGAGUGAAGUCAAUUUCGCUCUUGCCACCCUCAGAGAGAUUGCAUCCGGGAAAGAUGUGAAGAGCUUCCUUGCAGUGAUUGCUGGACUGUGGGUUCUUUCUGUACUAGGAAGCUGCCUCAACUUCCUCACCUUGUUCUACAUCGGUUUCGUUGUGCUGCACUCGGUGCCUCUGCUCUAUGAAAAAUACGAGGAUCAGGUGGACGCUUUUGCGGAGAAAGCUGAGGCCGAGCUGAAGAAACAGUACGCCGUGUUCCGUUCCCAGGUGUUGAGUGAAAUUCUGAGAGGGCCAUUGAAGGAUAAGAAGUUCCUGUAAUGAACAGAAAUCAUAAUAAUAAAAAUGAAUAAAAAAUCGGCUGUGCAUCCAUCUCGUUGCCGUAGUAUGUCACCCGACCAAUGGUCAGACUUAUCUAACUAACUAAAUGAUGAAACAAUAAUUGUUUAUUGGCUUAA